CAUCUGUCAGCAUUUAGCAUCCUCAAAUGAAAAGAGCAUGAGCAAAAUAUAAAUUCCCUUAUAAAGAGAAGCUCUAGGCAGAAAAAGAGGAGGGUUAUUUAAAAUAAUAAAGUUAAUUAAUGACAACUGUUCAUAAUUAAUAAAAGAAGAACGGGCCGACACUGUCAGUGAGCUAAAUUGUUACAGCCAGCAACAUAACAGUGCCUACCAACCAUGUUUAAAACGUUUAUUGUGAAAAAGUUAUACUUCUUUGCUGGAUGUACAGAUAAGUGAAUUGGUUGUGUUUGCUGAUCAUCCAAAGACAAACCACUUGUGCAGUAAAAUGAUCCCGCUCAAUAUUUUUUUCUCAAAAUCUGUUGACAUUUGUAGAGUUGUUUGCUACUGUCAAACGAUUGUGUCUUGUGUUAACCUCAUAAUAAAUAAUAAUGUACGAUUUGGAUCUGCUCCAAAAUAUAACCAAAUGUUUCCUGACCCACGCUUCCCCAAAACGCAGACGGACAACCAAACCAAAGAGAACAUAUCCUUCUUAUUGGCUGAGUGGGGCUGUCUCUUUCAUACAAGAUGAAGAGAUGGCUCAGAGGGAUGGAGGGAUGUGGACAGAGGAGCCUUUGGCAUCGGCAGAUCAGGCAGAAAGAAGACUGCAGACUGCAGAUGUGUCAAGGAGGAAGUUACUUCAGACUCCAGGAAUUGCAGUUCCCUUUCCUCCCCUCAAGGUGAUGUCGGAUGGGGAGCCGUGCGUCAUGUUCCAGGCCCGGAAGCUGUCUCUGCGCUACGAGAAGCAGAAGCAGCUGGACCUGACGGAGAGAGCGUUCUCUCCUCAGAACCCUGUCGACACGAGCCAGUCCGUCUGCCGCCAGGACAAGGCCACGCUGGUCAUGAGGUUUGGAGAUGUGGAGGAUUUGAGAGACCUUUCCAUAAGGCUGCAGCUGUCCAACACUUUCUACGAGUCUUCGGGUCAGUGGUGGUUCUCGGUGGACAGCGUGUCUGUGCGGUACAACUCCUCUGAGGAGGCAGUGUUCAACGCCAGCGACGUGUACGCUCCGACCUCCUCCUCCUACCACUGCCUGCACGUCAGCAGCCUGCAGCGCUACAGUGCCCUGCUGCUGCCCAGCAGCGAGGACGCUCACCGCUGGAGCCUCACCUUCACCAACUUCCAGAUUCAGGCAUUCAACAUCACCUCCGAUAGAUUCUCUCCGGCGACCGUCUGCGCCACCUUCAUGACGCCGGCCAUCCUGAUGGGGCUGGUCACUUCCCUCAUCCUGCUGCUGGUGCUGGCCUAUGCCUUGCACAUGGUCAUCCACCUGAAACACAUCGAGCACGAGGACGAACACAAAGCUGACGUCUACUUCCCCCAAAGCCCAGAACAGCCCGAACACUGCUGUGUGGAGAGCGACGCUGAGAAAAAUAUUCUGUAGUGUGGCGAAGAAGAUAUUUAGAGACUGUUACACUUUAAAAAGAGAUAGAGAGCUGAUUAUAAACUGCUGGUGCAAUGGUUUACUUUCAGCUCGGGGUUAGACUUUUUUAUAUAUAUAUUUAUAGUGUUUUUUUUAUUUGCCUGCUAGUUAAUAUCUGCAUUUGUCUUUAUAACAAAUUUAAUAAAAAAAUAUAAAAAAAU
Notothenia coriiceps (black rockcod) is the source of this 1615-nucleotide messenger RNA. Its product is annotated as V-type proton ATPase subunit S1-like. Gene Ontology annotation, molecular function: ATPase activator activity. The transcript is spliced from 8 exons. Bases 426 to 1415 code for a protein of 329 amino acids. Gene Ontology annotation, cellular component: proton-transporting V-type ATPase complex. NCBI's taxonomy places the organism in Eukaryota, Metazoa, Chordata, Actinopteri, Perciformes, Nototheniidae. The record is from RefSeq and is a predicted model, not a curated record.